Molecule: messenger RNA, 417 nt
Organism: Protopolystoma xenopodis
Lineage: Eukaryota; Metazoa; Platyhelminthes; Monogenea; Polystomatidea; Polystomatidae
Source: the annotation of a GenBank genome assembly
AUGAUUUUAGAUCUUGCCCAAGAGAGCCUCAUGCAAGAAAUCAACACUCUAAAAGAGGCCUAUGCGACGACGAGUUCUAUUUCCAAACCUGGCCAGUUAGACGAUUUUGCCCUCGAAGAUUCGAAUUCCAUUUGGUCACCUGGCUUAGAAGCCUCGGAACCAGGUACUCUGUAUCAUAGUCCGCCUGUUGACGCUCGCCUAGAAGAAGGCAAUCAAGAGUUAAGGCCUUCGCAUGCAAUCAACUCAGAAAAUACAGUGCCGCCUUCUACUGUUGAUGGGCCUGCUGGUAAAUCAUCUGACAGCCAAUUAUCGCGGGCUUCCGUUCUUUAUCGGCGGCGGGUGUUUGAUCAGCUUUGCAGUCACCGUUCACAAUUAGCCCAAUUCUAUUUCAGAAAGGGGUAUAAGAAGGCCAUUUAA